This is a messenger RNA of Beta vulgaris subsp. vulgaris (sugar beet), 2428 nucleotides long. RefSeq names its product microtubule-associated protein 70-1. The transcript is spliced from 11 exons. Gene Ontology annotation, biological process: cytoskeleton organization. Lineage: Eukaryota; Viridiplantae; Streptophyta; Magnoliopsida; Caryophyllales; Amaranthaceae. The record is from RefSeq and is a predicted model, not a curated record. The coding region runs from base 275 to 2044 and encodes 589 amino acids. Gene Ontology annotation, molecular function: microtubule binding.
AUUUCAAAAAAAGCCACAAAACAAAAACCCACAUUCACAUUCACAUCACUCACUUUCUCUCUCCUCUUAUUUUUUUUUAAAAACUCAUUCCCCAAACUCACUCCUCCUUUCUCUCUCUCUCCUAAUAUUCCAACAGCUAAAAUAGUACUACUACUACUUUCUUUCUCCUACUACUACUUUAAAUUUCUAGAUUGAAAAUCCCCCUUUUUAAUUUUCUAGGGUUUGUUUGUUAAUUCCGACGAAAUCCAACCAGAUCUCGCCGGAAAAUUCAAAAAUGGCGAACGGAGAAGUGACGGCAGCACCGGCGAGGUUGACGUCAUCAGCAUCAUUUAAGUAUAGGAAAAAGAGUGGUGGACAUUCUAGAGUAAAUUCUGAGGUUGAAGAUGUUGUUCAUUUUUUACAUGGUUCUGAUCCUGUUCGUAUUGAGCUUACUCGUCUUGAAAAUGAAGUUCGAGAGAAGGAUAGGGAAUUAGGAGAAACUCAUGCAGAGAUCAAGGCAUUGAGGCACUCAGAACGCCUUAAAGAAAAGGCAGUUGAAGAGCUUGAUGAAGAGCUUCAGAAGGUGGAUGGAAAGUUAAAAGCUACUGAAGCUGUUCUGGAAAGCAAGAACCUUGAAAUUAAAAAGAUAAAUGAAGAAAAGAAAGCAGCCCUUGCUGCACAAUUUGCGGCAGAGGCCACACUUAGACGAGUACACGCUGCUCAAAAGGAUGAUGAUAUGCCCCCUAUAGAGGCCAUCCUUGCACCACUAGAGGCAGAGCUAAAGCUGGCUAAGCAGGAGAUUGCGAAAUUGCAGGAUGACAACAGGGCAUUGGAUCGUCUCACAAAAUCCAAGGAGGCUGCACUUUUGGAAGCGGAGAAGACCAUUGAGAUGGCUAUGGCGAAAGCAUCCUUGGUUGAUGAUUUGCAAAACAAGAAUCAGGAGUUGAUGAAGCAGAUUGAGAUCUGCCAGGAGGAGAACAAAAUUGUGGACAAGAUGCAUCGUCAAAAAGUAGCUGAAGUUGAAAAGUUAACACAAACAGUUCGUGAGCUUGAAGAGGCAGUGUUGGCCGGUGGAGCUGCUGCCAACGCUGUGCGUGAUUACCAGCGUAAAGUGCAGGAAAUGAAUGAGGAGAAGAAAACUCUAGACCGGGAGCUUGCUCGUGCUAAAGUAAACGCAAAUAGGGUUGCCACUGUGGUGGCUAAUGAAUGGAAAGACGGAAAUGACAAAGUAAUGCCCGUAAAGCAAUGGCUUGAAGAGAGAAAAUAUUAUCAGGGAGAAAUGCAGCAACUUCGGGAUAAGCUUGCUGUGGCUGAGCGCACAGCAAAAGCAGAAGCUCAGUUAAAAGAGAAAUACCAACUGAGAUUUAAAGUUUUAGAAGAAAGAUUAAGAGCACCUGCGAAUGUCAACCCUUCCCGUGUCACCCCAGAAAGAAGAAGCAUAAGCAGUGGUAGAUCAAGGCGCCAAUCUCUUGGAGGAGUGGAGAAUUUCUCAAGGUUGGCUUCUAAUGGAACAUCUAAGAGAACAACAAUUUCUCCAUCCGGGACCCUGCGAUCUAAUAGUGCUGUUGCAUUACUAAAGAAUGCAAAGAAUUCUUCACUGUCGUUUGAUGGUGGUGAUAAAUCGCAAGGAGGUAAACCAUGUCCAACGAUGGCCAUUGCAACUUCAAAUGGUAUUGACAAGAUCCAAAAUGGCUCCCAAAAAGAGGAUGAUCACAAUCUAGUUGAAAAAACAAAAACAAACUGCGAUGACUAUGUAUCUGGGGCAUUGUAUGAUAUGUUACAAAAGGAAGUGGUAAGUCUCAGAAAAGCUUGUCAUGAGAAAGCUCAGAGCAUAAAGGAUAAAGAUGAUGCUAUUGAGAUGUUAUCAAAGAAGGUUGAGACUCUGAACAAGGCGAUGGAAGUUGAAGCAAAGAAAAUGAGAAGAGAAGUAGCAGCAAUGGAGAAGGAAGUUUCCGCCAUGCGUAUGAACAAGGAAAAUGAUCAAAGAAAUAGGAGAAUGAGUAUGGCUAGAGGGGUUGUUAGUGGUUCUCACCCACAUUCUGCAAGGAACAUCCGGAAUUUAUAGGGGAUGCUCUUUGCAACGAAAUGCUUAUACACAAAGGAUUCAGUCCUUGAAAUCUAGAAUGAUAGGGCCUUUGUAUGUUUUUGUUCCUUCACUUCUCGCGCUUUCUUCUGACAUACCUAUAUCUUAUUCUGUAGGCUUCCUCAGUCCCACUAUUCAUUUGUAAAGAGCUGACUUGUUAAUUGUUCCAGGAAGAGUUACCUCAAUCUUGUAUAUUUUUGUAUUAACAGCAUGAUUGUGAAUUUUUCUGAAAGUAAUGGUAUGUGAAGUAGGGUUUUUGUGGUAAUCUUCUGAAAUUUACAACACUGAACAAUUAUCUGUUUAGUGGAGAACAAAAGUGUAUAUCAACAUAACUAUUUCUACCUUUUAUACUUUGUUUUCUGUGAA